Caenorhabditis briggsae is the source of this 411-nucleotide messenger RNA. RefSeq names its product Protein CBR-HIS-71 (gene Cbr-his-71). The coding region runs from base 1 to 411 and encodes 136 amino acids. Lineage: Eukaryota; Metazoa; Nematoda; Chromadorea; Rhabditida; Rhabditidae. The transcript is spliced from 3 exons. Gene Ontology annotation, cellular component: nucleosome. Gene Ontology annotation, molecular function: protein heterodimerization activity; DNA binding; structural constituent of chromatin. The record is from RefSeq and is a predicted model, not a curated record.
AUGGCUCGUACCAAGCAAACCGCUCGUAAAUCCACCGGAGGAAAGGCUCCACGUAAGCAACUUGCUACCAAGGCUGCUCGCAAGUCGGCUCCAACCACUGGAGGAGUCAAGAAGCCACAUCGCUACCGUCCGGGAACUGUCGCUCUUCGUGAGAUUCGUCGCUACCAGAAGUCGACCGAGCUUCUCAUCCGCAAGCUCCCAUUCCAGCGUCUCGUUCGCGAGAUUGCCCAAGACUUCAAGACCGAUCUCCGCUUCCAAUCGGCCGCUGUCGGAGCUCUCCAAGAGGCAUCUGAGGCUUAUCUCGUCGGACUCUUCGAAGACACCAACUUGUGCGCCAUCCACGCCAAGCGCGUUACCAUCAUGCCAAAGGACAUCCAAUUGGCUCGUCGCAUCCGUGGAGAACGUGCCUAA